AUGCUCCCCCUGCCCCCUGGCAUCCGCCUCGGCAGAAGGCUGAUCCGGUUCAGCCCCUGCUCUUCGCGAUCCGUGCUUGCUCCCACCAGCAUGCUCACCGCCGAGCCCAGUCUGCUGUCCCAGUCGCCAUGGAUCCGCUCGUUCCAUGUCCAUGGCCGAUCCAUCCCAAACCCAAGCCCGCCAUCCCAGGACCCUCGUUCUUCCUCCUCGUUGCCAGGGGUGCCGCGUCCCCAGAAGCAAAGCCUACCCCUGGAGCUGAUAUGCUCUCGCAUCAAUAGCAUCCCGAUCCCUUCAGCCAUCCAAGACAAGUACCUCUCCUCUCGCUCUCCCGUCGCCUGUCAGCUUCGCAUCUCCCUCUUCGAUCUCUCCCAGAACGUCUUCUUUGGCAAGACGUGGAUCUGCCCGCUCGAUAUGGAUCUGCGCGUGUCGUUCCAACACUACCACAAGUACCACGAUCCUUCGCAAGACGGACCUCUGAGCGCCAUCCACAGGGACGCGGCCGGGCCAGGUCUGCCACAUUACCGCCCAAGCCAUCUGUCUCCAGAGACACCUCUUCAGGACAUGGUGGCUCUGGAAGCUCCCGCUCUUCAUCAACUUCGCCGCACGCCCAACGUUCUCGUGGUCGUCCACGAUUUCGGUCACCGUCACGAUCACGAUCGCAGUCUUCAUCUGAGUCUCGAUCGACCGGCUCUCGUCGCUCCUUGGACCGUCUCAGCUUCGAGCCGAACUGAGAGUUCGUCGAAUGAGUCUGAAUCGCCGAGCGUUCCCUCGUACAAGUGUGCGGUCAUUGGCCGCCGAGUCUCUGUGAGGCUCCGGAACCAGAGCUCGUUCUUCCAUACGCACGUUCUCUCCAAAAACGUGGUCCUGGUGGCCGAGUUUGUGUUCCUUGUCCAGCAAACAGCGUCGCUCCCCGAUCAAGACUCGGAGGGGUCAGCCUCCCAGGAUGGCAACAACAUGGGCGAUGGCUCUACGGCCACCAUGAUAUCGGCUGGCUGGACAUUUCUCCAUCUGUUUGAUCCAGCCAAGAAUGGCCUCAACGUGGCCCUGUUGACAAGCGAGAAGGGUGCCGCAGAUGGUACUAUCGUAGAUGGACCGAUGAUCACUGCUCCAAUCUACUCUGGUACGCCUCGCUCCCUCUACAUCAUUUCGUCAGCGCUCAUGAACUUGAAGGUCGUGCAGGCACCCCUUCCCGUCCUUGCCGGCUCGACUUUUUCGUACAAGCUCGUCUACCGCCCAGAUCUGUAUUCCAUAUGCGGACUCUGGAACGAACACAUCAUGAUCGACUGCACGGAUCCCGUCGCCGGCAUCGAGUUCUUCACGCCGCGAGAUCCUGUGGCUGCGCAAACGUCCAUCGGAUAUUUGUCCAACAUCUCCUUGACAUCGAGCAUUCCGGUCGCGCAAUUCGAAGAGGCCUUUCUCGCCGCCCUUGCCUUGUCCCACGCAAAGACAUUCCAGGAUCACACAGGCCCUGGUCCCGUCCAGGGCCAGAGUCAGAACCAGAGCCAGAGUCAGAGUCAGACCCCGCCCGAGAUUCUCGAGCGUCGGCUGCGCCUCGGCUUCCACAACGGACACAGGUUCAUGAACGACCCCAUCAUCGUCAAUCUGAACCCAGACGACUCGGCCGCCGCCCUGGUGUUCCACGGGAGCCUUGAAAUCGCGAGCUUUGAUCCGAACGAGAAGAUAGCUCUCGUCGCGAUCGCCGAAUACAAGGUUGCCUUUGUGGAGAAGGACCAGACCCGACGCAAGACAGGCGUAGGAGCGCUGCUCGAGAAGCUCAGCGGCCACGGCAAGCCAUCGGAUCGGCCAGAUGUCUCAAAGACCGUGGAGAAGCUUGUUUGCGUUGGCUGGACAGCCUGGGUCCCAGCCGAGCAGCCGGCUCUAUCGCCAAAUCUGCCCCUCAUAACCGCCACAAAUCUGAAUCCCGUCUUUGCUCUUGUGUACAACCCGGCCAGCCUGUCCGGUCCAGCAUUGGCAUCGACGGACAAGCUCGAUCGCACGCCAACACUAUCGCUUUCGUUCGACUUCAGCCACCAAAAUCCUUCCCUGAGCCCCGUGCUCGAUCCUGUGGCUCCGAGACCAAGCGUCGCUUCCGUCAAGCCAAGGCCGCUGCUCAUUGACGAAGCCACAUCGCCUCUCACUCUGAGCGAACAAGACGAGACCUCCAGCCAAGAGCUGGAAGUGCUCCAGCCCCGACCCUCUUCGCGGGCCUCUCAGCGACCCUCCAAAGCAGCGCGAGAGGACUAUGAGCCAGAUCUGAAGCCAGUUGAAACGACCAAGCAAUGGCAGCAGGCCCCUUAUCUGUUUCGGAGCCCCAAGAGCUACCCGUCGCGGCCCCAAAUCUCCAGAUCGGACAAGGCGCGCCUCCUAAAUGCUGGCUUUCCCGUCAUUCUGGACGAUCAAGGUCUCAAGCCUAUCCAGAUCGGACUUUCACCGGGUGACAUCAGUAACCUCCGUCUCGAUAUGGACGUCGAGUUUAGGGACCCAAUCCGACGAAACGAGCUCUGUCUAGGAUUCAUGGGCGUCAAACUGAACCAGAAUGCUCAGGAUCGUAUCACCGGCAAGUUCCCGUCCACCGUUGUUUUCUCCUACCAGUUUUACAACUUUCCUCAUGCCACCACCACACGCGUGGGAGUCUACACUGGUCCUCUACCUGCCAGACCGCCAACAGCGUCCGAGCAUCCCUUUCGGCCGACCUCCACCGGCGGCCAACGGCCACAGCGCCCCCACCCAGGCCACCACCGAUCGUCGUCUCUGCCAAACCACUCUCGGCGCUGGUCACAACAGUCACAUCUAUCGCAACAGUCGCUUCAAUCGCAUCAGCCUGUUCCGGCCACAGCCGAGAGAGAAUGCGAGUGCAUCUGGCCUGGCAUCCUAUACGAGCUCGAUCAACAAGGCGAGAUUGAUUACGACAGAGCCCCAGGUAUCCUUCACAGCUACCAGGUCGACCUCGAAGCCGACGCUCCAUCGACACUGAGCUCGAAUCGCUUCGGGCCGACGGCGUACCUGCACUAUCUCGGCUUCCGGACCAUGGUCAUCGAUUGCUGGGACGGUGACUCGAUGAUUUACCUCGGCAGCAGCACCGUACAAAUGUUCCCGGCCCUGCGCCAAGGCCGCCUUGCGGUUACCUUUGACGUCGAGGCUGACAUUGUGCACGAGAAGUAUCCCGACGACCCGAUCGCAAGCCCCGAGCCUGGCGAGGUUUCCAAGGUCGUGGGUGCGCUGUACCUGCGCAUCACACAUUUGGGACACGCUUCAGCGGCUGGAGCACAGCCCGACCGAUCGCUUUCUCCGACUUUGGCAACUCAGGCUGGUCGAGACGCCGUCGUUUUACACGAUUAUCACCAUGGCCUGCAGAAGCACGGGGAAGUCACACACUAUCCUCACCGACUGCCGGAGGUGGAUCCGGAGCUGUAUCAGAUUCUCUCCAAAGCGUACGAAGAGCGGCUCAAGAGCAACUCCGACACCAGUCCGCGACACUCUGGCUCGGCGGACAGCACAUCCACAGACAAGAAGGCCAGAAUUGCUCGUGUGCGCAAGUCCCUCAGAAACACGGGGCUUGAGAUAUCGGAGGCAUGCUAUGGCGAACAUCAGCUUGACAUGCGAGAUAUGUUUACGUAUCAAAUGAGUCGAAAAGAUCGCCAGCGAGACCUGCAGACCAUCGACAUGGUCCGCAGCAGAAAGCGACGAACAGCCCUCGACAGCCACCUGCGGCGGCAGAUUCUCAGCCGACACACCGUCCGAGCCACCUUUGGGCAGGCUCACUUUUUCGAAUUCUUGCUGCAGAAUCCGUACAGCCACGAGAGCACUUUCCGGAUCGUGUGGGACGACCAGGAGCUCAGGCUUGUGACGGACGCUGCCGAGUGGCGCUACUUGCGCCGAAUCCACUCGAUCCGGAGCGGCAUCGACGAGAGGAUUGUGUCCUUUGCUUCGGACGGUGUACCUGAGGUUUACAUGCUGCCAAACGAGACCAUCCCGGUUGCCUUUGUGUUCCAGAGCUUUCUCAGCGGCUCGGUCACAUCCAUGUCUCCAAGAUCAGACGAGCUGCAGGACUCGGUCUUUGGCAUGGAUCUCCACGAUGGGAUUCAAGCGCGGGUCAUCAAUGUGUCGUUCCUCAAUCCCUCCAACACCCCUAUCGCACUGUUGGAUCUCGCCAUCCAGCCACAGAACUACUUUGUGGACCGGUCGCUGCGCCUCUUCCGGUCAGAAAACGAAAAUCUGUACAAAGAGAUCAGAUUCUCGUUCGGCUCAAUGGCCCACGCAAACAUUCUCUCGGCGACUGAAGGAGUCAGCACCGUGUACAACUCUGCCAGUCCCAGUCAAAAGUAUGUCGUUUGCCACGACACCGAUGUCAUAUGCGGGCUCAACGAGGUUGCGCACGGCAAGGGCAAUGUCUCGCAGCUCCACUUCCGACUGCGUGUCGGGCCGGCUCCAGAAGUACGGUCCAUCUACUUGCUCUUCUACGACGAUCCUUUCAACGUCUCCCUAUUUGAGAUCUGGAGGGUCGUUAUCCACUCGCUCCACCGCCUGGAUCUCAACUGCACCAUGGGCCAAACCAACAUUGCCUCGCUCGUGCUCCGGGGCUCGAACUACUCCCGCACCGUCGAAUGCUGCACCGAUCGAUCGGAUGAGCUGAUGGUAAUCACGCCUUCGCCAUUCACGCUGACAGCAGGCUCCCUCAACGAAAUCAGUCUGGCAGUGCGGCCGCAGAGCGGGACUGCCUCCGAAAUCUUGCUCAGCAUUAUUGAUUAUGAAAACCGAAGCCUAGUCAGCAGCUGGAUCGUCGUGACCCACUGCAAAGCGCCGCAUAUCACAAAGUCGUUUGAAAUCUCGAUUCCGCGCGGACGGGCUGUCAAUAAGCGAGUGUCUUUCAAAAAUCCGUACCCGCAGCCCAAGGUGUUCUUCCUCAAGACUGACAACGACAAACUGCUGCAAUUCAAGGACACAGUUAUCGAGCUCGAGAGUGGCCAGAGCCAGUACAUUGGCCUGCGCUUCGCUCCCACGAGCCUCAUUGCUGCCGAGAUCCUGAUCUUCCUCAAUGACGAGCACGAUCAGAUCGAGGAGUGCUUGCGAGUGAAUGUAAAAUACAUUGACAAGAUUUAGCGUCGC
Messenger RNA from Polychytrium aggregatum, 5106 nucleotides. RefSeq lists its product as uncharacterized. Gene Ontology annotation, biological process: negative regulation of canonical Wnt signaling pathway; protein localization to ciliary transition zone. Gene Ontology annotation, cellular component: ciliary transition zone; ciliary basal body; cytoskeleton. Bases 1 to 5100 code for a protein of 1699 amino acids. NCBI's taxonomy places the organism in Eukaryota, Fungi, Chytridiomycota, Chytridiomycetes, Polychytriales. The record is from RefSeq and is a predicted model, not a curated record. The transcript has 21 exons.